Messenger RNA from Clonostachys byssicola, 5253 nucleotides. The record is from the annotation of a GenBank genome assembly. Lineage: Eukaryota; Fungi; Ascomycota; Sordariomycetes; Hypocreales; Bionectriaceae.
AUGGUGUCCACCCCCAGCGUUGGUGGUGGUGCGGCGACUGCCCCUGGUGGCAAUAGCAACAACCCCAGCUCGAGAAAUUCACCCGUCAUAGGGACCGGACCGACGAGCGGCGCAUCAUUGAAACCGAAGCCCAAAAUCAAUUCCAAUGGCUAUCAUCCGCCGAAUCCACAGACAAUCCUAAGCUCCCUUACAAGCCCGCCACUUGAUCUGAGUUCGGUCGAACGACGCGGUCAGCCCACGGCCGUCCGUGAGCCUCUGAAAAAGAAGAGCCGACCCCACGGAAUUGAAGAAGCGCCAACAUACUGUCCUGAUUUGGAAGAAUGGCAAGAUCCUUUGGAGUACAUUAAAAAGAUUGCGCCCGAAGCCUCCAAAUAUGGAAUUUGCAAGAUCAUUCCGCCUGAGAAGUGGAAUCCGGACUUUGCCAUUGAUACAGAAAGGUUUCAUUUUCAUACAAGAAAGCAGGAACUCAAUUCAGUUGAAGGAAGAUCCCGAGCAAAUCUUACGUACCAAGAUGGUCUCUUCAAGUUCCAUAAGCAACAGGGAAACAAUCUUCAUCGGCUCCCGUAUGUGGAUAAAAAACCUCUAGACUUAUAUCGACUAAAGAAGGCCGUCGAGUCCCGUGGAGGAUUCGAUAAAGUCUGCAAAGGGAAGAAAUGGGCCGAGAUCGGCCGUGAUUUAGGAUAUAGUGGCAAAAUCAUGUCGUCCUUGUCGACAUCGCUGAAGAAUUCUUACCAGCGAUGGCUCUGCCCCUACGAAGAUUAUCUCCGAUUAGCCAAGCCAGGCGUGCACCAGCAGCUAGAGGCUGAAUAUGGUGGGCCAUUAACACCGAGCCCAGCAGGCACUCCGAUGAAACGGUCUACCGUGAACACGCCAUUGAGUAUGAACGCCAAUUCUCCGGCCAGGCAAGCAUCGGAUGCUCUUCAGUCUACCAUGAACGGGAUCAAAAAUGAGGGGGAUCAAGACAGCCCCAUGCCUGAUGCUUCAUCAGUAUCAACACCCGGGAACACAUCAGCCUUCACUUCCGUAAACGCAAGAGCAUUCACACCUGUCAAUUCUGGCUUCGCGAGUGUGAACCGUCCAUCGAUUGGCAACAGCAAUAACCUACACAAUGGCCCCAAAAGGUCCGACAGUCCAUUCACGUCAUCGAAAAAUACUCCAGAACCAGGACCAACGGGCCAGAUUGCGACAUCUGCGCUUAAACGCCAGCUAAGCUCGGAGAGCUCUUGCGAUUUGUCCAGGAAGGAGAAAGACACUGGCAGUGACGCCGGCGACCUCAGCAAUCGUCGAAGCAAGCGACUCAAGAAAGAGCCUGUGCCCACCGUCGCGGGUUCCCAUAUGUCUCAAUUUCGACCAUCUGUUCCACGGAUCCCUAGAGAAGAUCCAAACGCACAGACCGAGGAGAAGUGUACAACCUGUGGCAAGGGAGAUUCUGACGAUCCGCUUCUUUUUUGCGAAUCAUGUGAUAAUGCUUAUCAUGGCCAAUGCCUUGAUCCGCCUUUGAAGCGCAAGCCCGAAUCUGAGUGGAACUGUCCCCGGUGCCUCGUGGGUGAUGGACAAUUUGGAUUCGAAGAAGGCGGCCUCUAUUCACUAAAGCAAUUCCAGCAAAAAGCCAAUGAUUUCAAACAAGGCUAUUUCGAGAAGAAGAUGCCCUUCGACAACACACUCAAUUGUCACCGUCCUGUCACCGAGGAAGAUGUGGAAGCUGAGUUUUGGCGACUGGUUUCCGAUCUGGAAGAGACUGUAGAAGUUGAAUACGGUGCUGAUAUUCACUGCACAACUCAUGGCUCAGGUUUUCCAACUCUGGAAAAGCAUCCGUAUAACCAAUAUGCAUCAGAUCCAUGGAACUUGAAUAUCUUACCGUUCCACCCUGACAGCUUGUUCCGACAUAUCAAAUCCGACAUUUCAGGAAUGACUGUUCCAUGGGUCUACGUGGGUAUGAUAUUCUCUACUUUCUGUUGGCAUAAUGAGGACCACUAUGCGUACUCAGCCAACUAUCAGCAUCUUGGCGCAACAAAAACCUGGUACGGGAUCCCAGGUGAAGACAGCGAUAAAUUCGAGGAGGCCAUGAGAGAAGCUGUGCCCGAACUCUUUGAGACUCAACCUGAUCUCUUGUUUCAAUUGGUCACUCUACUCACUCCUGAGCAGUUGAAAAAAGCUGGCGUUCGAGUUUAUGCGGUUGAUCAACGUGCUGGCCAAUUUGUGAUUACGUUUCCUCGAGCGUACCAUGCGGGCUUCAAUCAUGGUUUCAAUUUCAAUGAAGCUGUCAAUUUCGCGCCUUGCGACUGGGAGCCGUUUGGUCUAGAUGGGGUAGACAGGCUGCAACGUUUCCGGAGACAGCCCUGCUUUUCUCAUGAUGAGCUCCUAUGGACAGCUGCGGAAGGGAGCACUGCUUCAGGAUUGAGUAUUCAGUCAGCGAAAUGGCUAGCACCGGCGCUAAAAUGUUUGCGUGACCGAGAGUUUGCGCAACGCAAUGAUUUCGUCGCCAGGCACACGAAGCUAACGUCUCAUCGAUGCCAGCUACUGGGCGGCGAAGACGUUUGCCCUCUCAACUUCAGUCUUCUUGAUGAGGACGUAACUGACGAGGAGGAGCAGUGCUGUCAUUAUUGCAAGGCUUUUGCAUACCUGUCCCGGUUCAAAUGCCUACGUUCUGGCAAGGUGUACUGCAUACUGCAUGCAGGCCACCAGCCGUGCUGUGAGGCAGGCGAAGACGAACGGUUUCUAGGCGAUGGCCAUGUUUUGAUUUAUCGCAAAUCCGACCAGGAAAUUGAUUUGAUGUAUUCCAAAGUGGAGGACAAGGCUCGCACCCCUGAAUUGUGGGAGAUCAAGUAUGAGAAAUUACUUGACGAAGAAACGUACCCAUCACUUAAGUCCUUACGAGCUCUUCUUCACGAGGGAGAGCGUAUCCCACACGAAUUGACGUCUCUAAAAGUGUUGCGACGUUUUGUUGAGCGGUGCAAUACAUGGGUCGACCAGGCCACUUACUAUAUCGUCCGAAAGCAACAGAAUCGGCGCAAAAACGAGAAAGUAUGGCAGACUGGGUCUCGACGUUCAAUAGGUUCUAGUCAAAUGGACCAGAAGGAGAAGGAGUCGCGAAAGGUCGCCAACAUAUAUCGCCUUCUUGACGAAGCAAAACAUAUUGGUUUCGAAUGCCCUGAGAUCGCGCAGCUCCAAGAACGCGCAGCUGCGGUCAGAGAGUUCCAAAAAACAGCCUCCCACGCUAUUGAUAACUCUCGGUCUAUCUCUAUCGAAACAAUCGAGGAAUUGAUUGAAGAGGGCCGCAGCUUCAAUGUCGACAUGGCAGAGCUUGACUCGCUAUGUCGAGAUCUAGACCAAAGGCGAUGGAACCAGAAGGCCCAAUCCAGCAGAGGCAUCGUCAUGUCUCUGAAGGAAGUCCAAGAGCUUGUCGAGGAUGCCGAGCGACUUGAGAUCCCGAAUUAUAAUGACCAUUUUACACAUUACCGGGACCAGCUAAGUGCUGGUGAGGCUUGGGAAAAGAAGGUACAUGAACUGAUCCAUGCCGAGUUCGUCCACUAUCCGCAGCUCGAAGCUCUGUCUGCUCAAGUAAUAUCGAACACGCUACCUGUUACACAAGACACUCUAGCAAUGAUCGACCAAAUCCUUCAUAAACAACGAGAGGCUCAUCGACAAAUCCUCGACUUGACAAGUCGGAGCCAAAAUACCGACAUCCGGGAGAGGCCCAAGUAUGGCGAGGUUGUUGAACUUUGCAAAAAGCUCGAGGAGCUGAAUUCGAAACCGCAAGGCACCAUCGAUCUUGAAAACGAAAGAAAGCGACACGAGGACUGGAUGAGAAAGGGGAAAAAGUUGUUUGGGAAGUCAAAUGCUCCUCUUCACAUUCUCAAGACUCAUCUCGAAUACGUCCUCGAGCGGAACUCGGACUGUUUUAAUAUUGAGCACGAUACCCCACGACAUCCUGGCGAACCAGUCUCCAGGGAACCCAGCCCCGAGGAUGGAGUGAAUCGCUUAGAAGAUGGUCGCUCAAGACAAGUAUUCUGUAUCUGCAGAAAGAUCGAAGCCGGCAUGAUGAUUGAAUGUGAACUCUGUCAUGAGUGGUACCACUACAAGUGUCUUAAAAUUGCCCGAGGAAAAGUGAAGGAAGAUGAUAAGUACACUUGCCCCAUCUGUGAUUGGCGGGUAAAGAUCCCUCGGGAUGCCUCCCGUCCCAAACUCGAAGAUCUCGUGGCUCUAGUUGAUGAGAUCAAUACGCUUCCCUUUCAGCCAGAAGAGGAGGAGCUGUUGCGCCAAAUUAUUGAUGGCGCACAGUCAUUCCGCGAUCACAUUACUCGAUACUGCAGUCCAAUUCUGUCUACCGAAGCUGAGGUCGAAACCCAACGUUUCUUUCUCAGGAAAAUCGAAGGGGCUGAAGUCUUGCUCUCUUUUGAAACGAACUACUUUCGACAGGAGCUGCACAAAUGGUCACCAGUCGCCCCUGAGGCACCUCCUAUUCUCGAGGUGUCCCUUAGCACGAGGAAACCCCGACCUACGAAGCUUCAAAAGAUGCUUGCCGAAUAUGGGGUAGAUAAUCCAGACGACUUGCCCGAGCAUGCCAAGGGCAAGGCCAAUAGUUUACGCCGCAAAGCUAUGAAUGCCGAAGCUGCUGCUGCCGCACAACUAUCUGGCGGCUCGACUCAUCCGCCUUCGUCGCACAGUCAGGCCGGAAAUCAACCCUUCUUUGGCCGCCAUCCACAAGGCGAUGUCUCAGCCUCAGGCUCUGCACCGAACCUGAACCUAGGUCCAAAUGAGCCUCAGCUUCAAGGAGACGCGAUGGCAAUCGACAACGGCUUACACCCAGCAUUCCUUGGAGCCAAUGGGCCUCAACUACACGUUGAUGCCUCUAGCAAGUCACUCGAGGACAGACUAUUACGAGGCGAUGUAGAAGAAAGUGAAUUACACACUGAGGAAGGAAAGACUAAGGCUCUUGAAAUCCUCAGUCGGACUGAGCAAGGAAGGCAGCAAGCAGAGAAAAUCUGGGGCGCAGACGUUUGGGGCUCCCACAACCGAUCCCUUGGCCAUGAGGCACGAGGUAUCACGUCCGCUGACAUUGACCCCAUGAUGAAGCAGGACGAUGGGAAUGUGGAUCAAAUGUUCAAGGAAAUGACGAAUCAGGACGAUGACGAAGAUCCAAAGAAGAAAGAUGCGAAUAACGACGAAACAGCACCUAAAAAACUCGCAGCUGAGCUCACCAAUAGAAACAAACCAAAUGAAGCAACAGGCAAGGACCAAUCAGCAAAAUGA